AAGGAUCAAAUGAUUCAAAUAAUAUACAGCUCUGCUGCUUUGAUAUUCUACACUAUUCUACAACCAGCUUUAAGUCCAUUUCACUGUUUUCCAGCCACCUGCGACAAAAUGGCCUCCAGAUCAGAGGAGGAUCUCUGCUGUCCCGUCUGUCAGGAGGUCUUCAGAGAUCCUGUCCUUCUGUCCUGUAGCCACAGCUUCUGUAAAGACUGUGUGAAGACAUGGUGGAGAGACAGACCAACACUAGACUGUCCUGUUUGUCAGAGAAGGUCUUCAAAGGAACUACCACCGUGUAACCUGGCUUUAAAGAACUUGUGUGAGACCUUCUUACAGGAGCAAGGUCAGAGGUCUUCAGAGGUUCUCUGCAGUCAGCACUCUGAGAAACUCAGACUCUUCUGUCUGGACCAUCAGCAGCCAGUGUGUCUCGUCUGCAGAGACUCAGAAAAACACAUCGGCCACAAGUUCAGACCCAUCGAUGAAGCUGCACAAGAACACAAGAAGCAACUUCAGGAAACUCUGGAGACCUUCAAGAAGAACUUAGAGAGUCUGGAAGAAGUUCAGGUGGAGUUUGAUCAAACAGCAGAACACAUUAAAGUCCAGGCCCGACUCACAGAGACACGGAUGAAGGAGCAGUUUAAGAAGCUUCAUCAGUUUCUACAAGAGGAAGAGGAGACCAGGAUGGCUGCACUGAGGGAGGAAGAGCAGCAGAAGAGUCACAUGAUGAAGGAGAAGAUGGAGGCUCUGAGCAGAGAGAUAAAAGCUCUAUCAGAUACAGUCCGAGCCACAGAGGACCAGCUGAGAGCUGAAGACGUCUCCUUCCUGCUCAACUACAGAGAGCAGCAGCGCCCCCUGCUGGAGCCUCCACAGCUGCACUCAGGAGCUCUGAUAGACGAGGCCAAACACUUGGGCAACCUGGCCUUCAACAUCUGGAACAAGAUGAAGGACGUGGUCUCCUACAGUCCUGUGGUUCUGGACCCAAACACUGCUCAUCCACUCGUCAUCCUGUCUGAAGAUCUGACCAGUGUGAGACUAGGAGACAGACAGAAGGUUCCUGAUAAUCCAGAGAGGUUUGAUCAUUUCUGCAGUGUCCUGAGCUCUGAGGGUUUGAACUCAGGAACUCACAGCUGGGACGUCCAGGUUGGAGACAAUAAACGUUGGGCAGUGGGAGUUUUAGAGUCUGUCCAGAGGAAAGGAAAAGACGUACUGUCUGGAUUAUGGGGGAUAAUGUUCUCUAAAGAUAAAUACUACGAACGGUCACCAGGUAAAUACUCUGUCCUCCAGCUGAAGAAGAAGAUCCAGAAGAUCAGAGUGAGUCUGGACUGGGACAGAAGACGACUGUCCUUCUCUGAUCCUGAUACUCACACACUCAUACUCACACACAAACACACACACACUUUCACACACACCAUGUUUCCAUACAUUAACAUUGGUGAUUUUCUCCCAGUGAAGGUUUGUGUGACAGAGGAAGUUGUGUGUACUUUUACUCCACCACAUUACCUACAGAAGCUGUGUGCUUUUAUUACCUUUCGUAAAUAAAUGGUGUACUUUUUACUCAAGUAUCUCUUGAAAGUACUUUAUACAAGACUGUUGAUGACUGCACGCAGAGAUCAACGUCAUGAAAGCGAGGCUGUAGCUUUCAGGAGGUGGAAAGUCAUGAAUUACGUUUACUCACUAUACUGUAAUAGAGCAGGUUUUUUGUUAAGUCAUUUUUAAAGCGUGUAAUUGUACUUUGAAGUACGUUCUUUUGGCAGUACUGUAGGUUUUCUACUCUCAGCCAGCUCCUGUGGAACUUCACCAACUCAAAGAUGAACUUUUAAUAAUAAACAGAAGUGCCACGAGGCAGUGAAAGUACUUCAUAAAAUAGAGAGUCUGUGAUAUGAUGACGAACCGCUGCUCCUGUAAGUGUUAACCAAUCACAGCCCAGUGUUGGCUCAGGGGCGGUCCUGCGUCGUCAGGGAAACGCGAUGGUGGAGAACAUUCUACUUUAAAAAUAACGGGAAGAACAAAGAAGUUUUUAAAUUCUUGUUCAAAUGUAAUGAAACAGUCUUAUGAUAACAAUUCUAUUCAGUUUUAUUUGUAUCGCACCGAAUCACAACAUACAUGAUCUCACACAUCAUGGAGAGCAGAGAAACACAACACUCCAGGCGUCAGAAGCAGACUCACACAUGUGAGGCAAUGUGCCAUGACAGGUUGGGGUGAAAGGAAUGAUGAGAGAGAGCAGCAGUCAGUGAUGACACUACAAUGUCAUUUAUAUCAGCAGCAGCUAAACAACUAUACUGAUAUCAACUUUAGUUAUAUCAUAAUUAUAAUGGUGAUGAUAUGUAUGAUAAUAAUAAGAAUAAUAGUGUAUAUAGUAUUGUAGUAUUUGUUUGUGUUAUAUAAAUGUAUCAGCGUUUGACAACACAGACAGUUUGAAACAUGAACACCUGGACUCAAAAUCCAGAACUAUUUUCAAUAAUUCACAUCAAAGCAUUGCUUGUAACCAAUAUUCUUUCAUGCUCAUCAUGUGUGUAUUUAUAGAAAUAAUAAUAUCCAGUUGCAUUUCAAAAUAAAAGCCCUCAUGAUGAUUUAUUUGUGCCU
Molecule: messenger RNA, 2577 nt
Organism: Solea solea (common sole)
Lineage: Eukaryota; Metazoa; Chordata; Actinopteri; Pleuronectiformes; Soleidae
Product: nuclear factor 7, brain-like
Exons: 2
Coding region: 10-1533 (507 amino acids)
Molecular function (GO): zinc ion binding; protein binding
Source: RefSeq, a predicted model, not a curated record